Puntigrus tetrazona (Sumatra barb) is the source of this 1172-nucleotide messenger RNA. RefSeq names its product SWIM-type zinc finger 7 associated protein 1 (gene swsap1). The coding region runs from base 101 to 922 and encodes 273 amino acids. Lineage: Eukaryota; Metazoa; Chordata; Actinopteri; Cypriniformes; Cyprinidae. Gene Ontology annotation, cellular component: Shu complex. The transcript is spliced from 2 exons. Gene Ontology annotation, molecular function: single-stranded DNA binding. Gene Ontology annotation, biological process: double-strand break repair via homologous recombination. The record is from RefSeq and is a predicted model, not a curated record.
CGAAACAGUAGGCGGUGCGACGUCAAGUUCGCGGGAGAAGAAGCAUGGUGCCUUUACGUUUUACAGAAGCUUCAGAAAAGUCGUACAUGCGGCAAUUGUGAUGGCUGAUAUUUUAGGAGUCGUUUUCAGACGAUUCGCGUCGGGAACUGUAUCAGGGGAUGUAAUAUCCCCCCCUCACGCGGAAGGAAACACUCUGGUUCUCGGGGAUGUAAAUAUCAGCAGAUCUGUGUUGUUUCUUGCAGCUGUAACAGCUGCCACGGAUUUGGGGCUCAGAGUGCUGUUUUUCACACAGACUCCUUUUCAGUCUCUGCCGGUGUCUUUGAGAGCUUCAAUACCUGGAUUAAAACUAGAGAGUUUAAAGAGCGUCAAGUUCGUGUACGCGAAGACUUUGGAGGAGCUCGUCGAAGAUACAGCGUCCCUUCAUGAGCUGGCGUCUCCUCCCUCUCUGAUUAUCGUGGACGGUCUGGAUCGGUACUUGCGCGGGCCUGGAGUUGGACCGCUCCGGGACGAGCUGAGCCCCGCGGCCCAUGCAGCUGCGCUCCUGCACGACACCGCCGCUUUCCUCUCCCGGAAGCGAGCGGACGGCCAGGGCCCGUGCAGAGUCCUGCUCUCCUGUCAGUCUGAGCGCGAAGCCAGUCGGGAUGAUGAAGCGCCGGGGCCCGAGCUCCUCCUCCUCUCGGCGCUGGACCGUUACCUGCAGGUGAGGUGCACCCUGGAGGAAGUGAGGCGCGACGGGGAGGAGGGGCAGAACGAGUGGCAGGUGUAUCUGUCGGUCCCGUGUCCUUCGCCGCUGCAGCAGUGGCGCAUGGUGCUGCGGCCAGGAGCUGCUCUGGAGUUCAGGCCAGUCUUCGGCGAGGAACAGCAGAUCCUGGACCAGCCGGAGAAGAGCGAACAGGACAGUGAGAGGUGCGGAGACAACUGAUAAGAGAUUAUAUUACUAUACAAUAAUUUGAUUUGUCAAGCCAUGCAUGCGCAGAAAUGUUAUUUGGGAUUUUGACUAAGGAACACGAGCUUUUCUGGACUAAAUACGCAAAUAGUCAACCAUACCAUGAAACAAACCUCAGUAUUUAUUUGUGCGUCUACUUCACUUUUUUUAUGUACAGACAGUUCCUUUCGAGUACGUUGUUGUUGUUUUCAACCUUUGUUGACAUCCAAAUAAAUUAAAUACUUGA